UAUAUGGUUUUGGUAAUGGAAUGUGUAAGUUGUCUGUCUCCUUAGUAGCCUGGGAGAAACCCAGAGUCAAAGCUGGUGUGUCUGCUGUCCUGAGCACAGGGUCCAAUACACCAGAGGUGGUAGCAGAUGUUGGCUACAUGGGAUGAGAUGCAAUUCUUUCCCUCACUCUCUUCACUACCAGGUGAGGACCAUGUUUUGGUUUGUAUCACUUCCCACCCUUCUGUUUGUGGUGACAGUGUCCUUCUCAGAAUCCACAACCUGUGAAGAUGCCCAGAAGGCCUGCUCAGUGAUUGCCUGUGGCAUCCCAGUCACCAAUGGCACCCCAGGCAGAGAUGGGCGAGACGGAGCCAAGGGAGAAAAAGGAGAACCAGGGCUCCGAGGCUUGCAGGGUCCUCCAGGGAAACUGGGGCCUCCAGGAAGUAGAGGGGCUCCUGGGCCACAAGGAGUGAAGGGCCAAAAAGGAGAUCGUGGAGACAGCUCAGUUACGGAGACUAAGCUGGCUAACUUAGAGAGAGAGCUGAGGAGCCUGGAGGCAGUACUGGACCACAUAAAAAAAGUGCACACCUUCUCCUUGGGCAAGAGAUCUGGAAAGAAGCUCUAUGUGCCCAACAGUGAAAAGAUGCCUUUUUCCAAAGUGAAGGCUCUGUGUGCUGAGCUCCAGGCCACCGUGGCCACCCCCAAGAACGCCGAGGAGAACAAAGCCAUCAUGGACUUGGCCAAUGACCAUGCCUUCCUGGGCAUCACAGAUGAAGCGACCGAAGGCCAGUUUGUGUAUGUGACAGGAGGGAGGCUGACCUAUAGCAACUGGAAGAAGGAUGAGCCUAAUGACUUUGGCUCAGGGGAGGACUGUGUGUGCCUUCAAGAGAAUGGGCUCUGUCUGGAAUGA
This is a messenger RNA of Myotis brandtii (Brandt's bat), 886 nucleotides long. Its product is annotated as mannose-binding protein A-like. Gene Ontology annotation, cellular component: rough endoplasmic reticulum; multivesicular body. The transcript has 4 exons. The record is from RefSeq and is a predicted model, not a curated record. The coding region runs from base 143 to 886 and encodes 247 amino acids. NCBI's taxonomy places the organism in Eukaryota, Metazoa, Chordata, Mammalia, Chiroptera, Vespertilionidae. Gene Ontology annotation, biological process: positive regulation of phagocytosis; surfactant homeostasis.